CAAAUAAAGUACCAGUCCUCGUGAGAAUACCAGUUACAAUGGUGCAGAUCAAAUUCCUGUUCGCCUUCCUGGCUGUGAUGACAAUUGUUGUCCUGGCUGCCAACACGGCUUCAGCCAGUGAUUGUCUUUCUGGGAAAUUCAGUGGUCCCUGCUUCGCCUGGGAUGGAGAACUGUGCAGGCGACUCUGCAAGGAGGAAGGACGAGUCAGCGGACACUGCAGUGCCAGCAUGAAGUGCUGGUGCGAAGGAUGUUGAAUCAAAUUCUUUUUAACAGUGUACAAGCUUAUAAACAUUAUAAGCUAAAUCUGUAUUGUACAUUUUUCAUAUAAAUAUUAAU
Messenger RNA from Drosophila elegans, 336 nucleotides. RefSeq names its product drosomycin-like. The transcript has a single exon. Gene Ontology annotation, biological process: defense response. The record is from RefSeq and is a predicted model, not a curated record. NCBI's taxonomy places the organism in Eukaryota, Metazoa, Arthropoda, Insecta, Diptera, Drosophilidae. The coding region runs from base 39 to 254 and encodes 71 amino acids.